AUGAGCACAGAAACAAUCCUCAUCUUAGGCGGCUCCUACGCGGGUAUCAGCGCUGCGCACUACGCCCUCAAACACACCAUCCCCCAGCUUCCCAAAAAGGACGACGUGACAUACAAUGUCACCCUCGUCAACCCGUCAAAGGACCUCUACUGGCGCUUCGCUGCGCCCCGCGCAAUCGUGUCCAAGAAGAUGAUGCCCUCGGAACAGAUCUUCUACCCCAUCGAACCGGCCUUCACAUAUGCAUUCCCCAAGUUCAAGUUCGUUCAAGGCACAGCAACGCACGUCGAUGCCGCAGGCCAGUCCGUCAGCGUAAAGACAGUGGACGGCGAACAGCAGUCGAUCCCCUACGCGGCGCUCAUCAUUGCGACAGGGUUCACGACGCCGAGCCCGCUGUUCACACAAGCAACAGACCGCGCAGCGCUAGAAGCCAUCUAUGAUGAUUUCCAGAAGGGACUCAAGACGGCCAAGACAGUCGUCAUUGGAGGCGGUGGGCCAGUCGGUGUCGAGACCGCCGGCGAAGUGGCUGAGAUUCUGAACGGUCGUCCCGGUUUCAUGGCCGCUGGGCCAAAGAGCCCAAAAGCGCAGGUCACCCUCGUGUGCGCAGACAAGAAGCUGCUGCCCGUGCUGCGCGAAUCCAUCGGCAAGACUGCCGAAGGCUUCCUGAAGAAACUCGGAUGCAGCGUCACAUACAACACGCGCGUCGUUUCGGCAACCAAAACCAGCGAAGCCGAAGGCGCCAAGACGCAUGUCGAGCUCUCCACCGGCGAGACGCUCGAAGCCGACAUCUACAUCGACGCCACGGGCUCGAAACCAAACACGUCCUUCCUGCCCAAGGCAUGGCUCGACAACCGCAGCAAGGUAGCCUGCAACCCACAAACGCUGCGCGUCGAGCACGAGUCGGCCGGCCCGCGCGUCUACGUCCUCGGCGACGUCGGCUCGUACACGCGCGGCGGCGUCAUGGAUCUCAGUCUCGCCGUGCCCGUGGCCCUGACAAACCUCAAGCAGGACCUCGUCCGCCACAUUGACGGCACCGUCUUCGGCGGCGACAGACACUACGUGCCCAAUCUCAAGGAGCAGCAGAUCUGCCCGAUUGGUACGCAGAAGGGCGUUGGCGCUUUCAACGGCUUCAAGGUUCCUAGUCAGAUGGUGUGGAUGAUCAAGGGCAGGGAUUAUCUUAUCUCGCAGCUCGCGCAGGGCACGCUUAGAGGCGAUCAAUGGAAGAAGGAGACGAAGUGGACGCCGGUUCAGGAUUUUGGCAGGGCGGGGCUGAGUCAGGGGUGA
Molecule: messenger RNA, 1281 nt
Organism: Ascochyta rabiei
Lineage: Eukaryota; Fungi; Ascomycota; Dothideomycetes; Pleosporales; Didymellaceae
Exons: 1
Coding region: 1-1281 (426 amino acids)
Cellular component (GO): cytoplasm
Molecular function (GO): flavin adenine dinucleotide binding; electron-transferring-flavoprotein dehydrogenase activity
Source: RefSeq, a predicted model, not a curated record